Linum trigynum is the source of this 5848-nucleotide messenger RNA. NCBI's taxonomy places the organism in Eukaryota, Viridiplantae, Streptophyta, Magnoliopsida, Malpighiales, Linaceae. The record is from the annotation of a GenBank genome assembly.
CCCUAACCAUAUAUCAAUUAUGAGUUAUAAUUUUGUUGCUAUAGUUAAUUUAAAGUGAAAUUCAAACUUUGAUUUUCAAAACAUAGAUUAAAAAGGGUAUUUGCUAUACCCUAAACCAUAUACCUUAACGACUUACCUUAUACCCUAACCAUAUAGCCUUACAAGUAGGGGUGUAAGUUUGACCCUUAAAACCCACUGACCUGCCCCGACCCGCCCCGACCCUCAGGGUCGGGCUGGGUCAGUUUGUCUAUAGGGUCAAUUUAGGGUCGUGUCGGCUUAGGGUCGGGUCAGGGUCAGAUAGGGUCGGGUCAAUUUAGGGUCGAGUCACUUUUUGACCCUAUGACCCUUAGCAUCAUACAAACAUGUUGGACCUAUUUGUAAAAUUUUAUAAGUUUAGGUACUAAAUUGUAAAAAAUAAAAAUUUUGGGUACCAUAACGUAAUUUUACCAUCAAAAUUUUAGGGACUUAUUUGUAAAAAAUAAAUUUUAGGUAUUAAAAUGUAAGAAAAAAUAAAUUCGGGUACCAAAUUGUAAUUUUUAGAAAAGUAGUCUAUUUAUUAGGGUCGACCCACUGACCCGACCGUUCCUGACCCGCCCCGACCCUAAAGGGUCAGACAGGGUCAUGAAAGAAACAGGUCGGGGCGGGUCAGUUAUACAUCUUGACCCUUUAGGGGCGGGUCAGACAGGGUCAGGGGCGGGUCGGGCAAAUUUUCAGCCCUACUUACAAGUUAUGAUUUGCUAAUAUAGUUCAUUUAAAGUGAAAUUCGGACUUUGAUUUUCAAAACAUAAAUUAAAAUAAGAUAUUUGCUAUACCCUAAACCAUAUACCUUAUACCCUAACCAUAUAUUCUUAUGAGUCAUGAUUUUGCUACUAUAAUUAAUUUAAAGUGAAAAUCAUAUUUUAAUUUUCAGAACAUAGAUUAAAAAAAUGAUAUUUGGUAUACCCUAACUAUAUACCCUAUACCCUAAACUAUAUAAUCUAAUACCCUAACCAUAUAUCAUUAUGAGUUACAAUUUUGUCGCUAUAGUUAAUUUAAAGUGAAAUUCACAUUUUGAUUUUCAAAACAUAGAUUAAAAAGGGAUAUUUGCUAUACCCUAAACCAUAUACCUUAUACCCUAACCAUAUAACCUUACAAGUUAUGAUUUGCUACUAUAGUUCAUUUAAAGUGAAAUUCGGACUUUGAUUUUCAAAACAUAAAUUAAAAAAGAGAUCUUUGAUAUACCCUAAACCAUAUACCAUAUACCUUGUGCCUUAACCAUAUAUUAUUAUGACUUAUGAUUUUGCUACUAUAUUUAAUUAUAAGUGAAAUUCAAAUUUUGAUUUCCAAAACAUAGAGGGAUCUUUGUUAUACUCUAAACAUGGUUUUGUCUAAGUUUAGAACCAAAAACUUGAUUAAGCAUAAUUAAGCAUAUGUGACACGCACGAAACUACACCAAAAAAUUAAUCCCGACUAGAGCCCAAGGUUUUGAACUCUAGUAGGAUGCAGUAUAGAGCAAGUAUUUAAAUUAUCAACCCGGGCCGAUCCAUAUACCCUUACUUCAAUCGUUUAAGUUGUUAUCUAGCAAAACUGUUUUGGGUUUUAAAACUAUGAAAACUACAAAUGAAAACAAGCAAGGAAAGUAAAUAAAGGAAAAGUCUAACUAAGAGAGCUUCACCUAGGAGUUGAUUCCCCUAACUAGCUACCAAGACUCGUUGGAUUGGAACGAUUGCUAUGGGCAAGGUAACCACAAACCGCAGAGGGAUGCAUAUAUGGUCGUAGACCACAAUCUCAAUGGUUAAACCGAGGUGAACAUUAUAGGCUGUGUCACUCGGCCCUCUCGGUUUAGGCAAUCAGUGGUUGACUUACUCCCUCACUCAACUCAAGGGUUGGACGGCUUAAUCACGCUUAACCAAUUUUCUUAAUACAUCAUUGAGGUUUGCCCUAAAUUAACCUAGUUAGGUGGCUUAAAAAGCUAAAGGAAAACCAACUCGAUUGAGUCUCACUUAAAAGGGGGAUUUUCCUCUCUAAUCUAGGUUAACGUGGCUAAUUAGAUUGCUAAGCACCAACAUGCACAAAUCUAAGGAUGCUAAGCACAAUUAUGCACAAUCCUUAGGUUGGUAAGCACCAACAUGCACAAACCUAAGGAUGCUAAGCACAAAACAUGAACAACCCUUAGAUUGCUAAGCACGAGCAUGCACAAUCAACAUGAAUAAUACCUCAAACCCAAUGACAAUCAUUCAAUCUAAACAAGUAAUUACAAAGUAUUAGUUAGGGAUCUACAACACCCAAGAGAAAAGAGUGAGUUUCUAGAGAGAGAGAAGAGAGGGGUUACAAAUUUGAGCUCAAGAUCUUCUUCUUCUUCUAGGCUUGAAUCCUCCACCUAAGCUUCCAAUGAUGCUCCAAGACCACUCUAGCACUCUCUCUCCCUCUCUCUAGAACUCCCUUUUGGUGUUUUAGGUUGAAACCCUAGAGAAAGAAAAGAUUUCUUCUCCCUCAAACGAGUUCCCCCCUUCUCUCUCUCCGUUGCUGUCUUCAUAUUUUCCCGAAAGUGAUAAGCUCACGGACGCGUUGGCCAGUUCACGGUCGAGGACACCUAAACGCGUCCGUGAACUCAGCGUCGUCCAAAACGCACCGCUUCACUGUCCUGGGUUCACGGUCAAUGGCCCCAGUUCAUGGUCUUAGAGACCUGAACUGCCUUGUCGUCAAUAACUUCUGGAACCUCGCUGGACGCCUAGGUGUUCACGAUUUGUGGUCGAAGUUCACGGUCUUAGAAGAUCGUGAACCGCCUUAUCCGCCCGUCAACUGCGGCUCUUUCCUGUGACGCCUUCACUUCACUGUUACGAGGCAAUUGCCACGGUCGCUUCUGACUUUUUUUGGUUUUUGCACUUUUUGACCUCCAAUUAUCCCAAAAUUCGACCUCGGCCCUUCCACACGUGCUAGGACCUGAAAUGUAUCAAAACAAGCACACCCUAGCGUGAAAUAUGUCGAGGAACAAUGAAAUACUAUGCUAAACAGAUAAUAUAUGAGGGAUAAAAUGUGUACAUUUGGGCCCGAAUCACUAUGAUCUAUAAAUAAUUAAAUAUAUGAUUUAUAAUAUAAAAUAACAUAAAUUUAAGAUAAUUUGAGUGACAAUAUAUUGAAGAUAAGAUAACUUAUUAUAUGUUUUUAAAUCUAAUAUAGUCAAAUAAUCAUUCCAUAUAACAACAUAAUAUAGUUAAUUAGUCAUGCUCUCCAUAUAAAAUCUAAAGAUUCAUAUUUUAAAGGUUAAAAUUUUGAAAAAAACCAAAAGUUGAAAACACUAAAUUUGUUUUCUUCUUUUUUUUUAGAAAAAAGAAAGAAUACUAAAAUUCCCCUCCUUUCUCCUUCCAUAAAUUAGAAACAAUCAAUUUUACCUCCUUUUUCUCUUCCAUAAAAUUGAAAUAACUAAAUUUCUCUCUUUCAUCCUUCUUCAAAAAGUUGAAAACACAAAAUUUCUCUCCUUAUUUCUCUACAACAUAAAAAAGAAUUUAUUCCUUUUAUUGUUUUACCCCACUACAUUCAGUUGCUACUUCUGUGGAACGUGGCUUGUAUUGUGUUCUUCAUGCUGUUUGCUGCUGGAAUGUUUGGUUGGAACGAAAUCGGCGAAUUUUUAGGGAUUCUUAUUUCAACGAGGCGUGCACCCAGCAAAGGAUUUCUCACACAGUAGCGGAGUGGCUGGUGGCUUUUGGCAAGAUUGAUAAAAAUUAAUGAGGCAGCAGGAUGGCUCUGGCUUUGUUGCAAAGGUUUUGCUGCUCACUUAUGUUCGGUUGGUGUUGUCCCUGAUUUCUUUCGCUUGAUCGUUGUCUUGGUUCAGCCGUGGACAAGAGCUUCUUCUUGUCUUUAUUCUGGCUUUUUGUUGCUUUGGUGUUGUCCCUCUGCUUCUUCGGUUUUGCCUCUUCUCUUUUCUACUUUUUCUCCCUUGACUCAUGGGCUUCUUUGGAGGGCUCACUUCUUGUGAGACUUUUGUGUAUCUUUUCUUUAGAGUCUUAUCUUUUUUUAUUUUAAUGCAUUAAUCACCAUUAUAAAAAAAAACCAUCCCUGUACUUGUAUAAUUAGUUGCCGAGAUCAUUAAUCAAAUCAAGUUAGAUUCCACAACAAUAUUGUUUGAAAAUACUUCCUUCAUGGUAUCAGAGCAGGAAACGGUCUCCUAGCCUGUGCCUAUCUCGCCCAGUCUUCUCCCUUUUGCUGUCACUAAUAUUCUAUUCCUCUGUUUUUUUUCUUUCCUCUUCUUUCUCUUCGACUGCUCUAUUGUGUUCAUCAUGUUAGGAUCAACAACAGCUAUUCCCUCGGCAACCUUAGAAGACACCAUCAUUACAUUCAACCCAGCUGCUCAACUUCUCCUCAAAUUGACAGCUACCAACUUCGAUUCCUGGCGCUCUCAGCUCGAGACCCUUCUCAUGGAUCUGGACCUCAUUAGCUACAUCGAUGGCACCGGCGUUGCACCUGCAAAAACAGUCACCGCAUAUGAUAAAAUUGGACCCAAUCCCGCCUAUCAUCAUUGGUAUCGUCAAGAUAAGUCAAUUCUUCAUACACUUCACUGCUCCAUAUCCGAAUCGCUAUAUUCCUAUGUCUUUGUCGCUGCAACAUCCCGCGAGGCCUGGCUGAUUCUUGAGAAGCUUUAUGUUGGCCGGUCUCAGUCCCGUAUUAUCAAUUUGAAGGGGAAACUCGCUCGUACUGUCAAGGGCAAUCAUGAUAUUCUUACAGAUGUGAAUGAUUUGAAGCUUAUUGGCACCGAGCUUGCUCUUGUCGAUGAGCCUGUUUCCGAUUUGGAUUUGGUGGUUCAUUGUCUUCAGGGACUUGGUCCUGAAUACAAUAACUUCUCCGCUACCGUGCGCGCCCGCGGAGGGACUAUCACCAUUGAAGAGCUCUUGGAUUCCCUCAUCGAGUUUGAGGGUGAUUUUAAGGAACAAGCCCGACUGAGUACUAUUCCCACCGCCUUUGUCACGCACGGCCAUUCUCCUCGUCGUAGCAGCGGAGCAGGAGCAAGGGGCCAUUUCAGUGGCGGGCCUCAUCUCCAUUUUAGCGGCGGGCCUCAUUCCACUCGGAUACAGGGAGCCCACAAUUCCCGUCCGCAACUAGGGUUUAGCCCUGAGUCCAUGGGCCGCAAUGCUCCCCUUCUGCCCGGCCCAACUUCCCCAUCUGAGCCCACUCGUCCAAGAAGGCAACUUGUCAUAUGUUAGUAUUGUGAAAAGACCAGUCAUUCAGUCCGACAAUGUUUCAAGCUAUUUCCUCAGGUCCGACAGACUUUCUCUCAGACCCGUCUAGCUCAGGCCCAUCAUACUACUGCUCAUCCUCCUUAGUCAUCAUCGACUGGGCCUUGGCUUAUGGACUCUGCAGCUUCUCAUCAUGUGACCUCGGAUUUGGGCCAACUCUCUCUAUACUCUGAUUAUAUGGGUCCUGAUGAAGUUGUUGUUGGGGAUGGCUCAGGUUUGGCGAUCUCUCAUAUUGGCUCCUCUACCGUUAAUCUUGGCUCCAGUUUCUUUCACUUAAAAGAUAUUUUAUGUGUUCCUAAUAUCAAGCGGCAUCUCAUCUCACUCGCUAAAUUAUGCCAAACUAACCCAGUGUCGGUGGAAUUUUUGCCACUCAUUUCUUGCGAAGGAUCUUCACACGGGGGCGCAAUUGCUGAGGGGGGAAAACAACGGUGAUGUCUAUGAAUUGCCGCGCGAUGUGAAGAAUGUUCGCAUGGCCAUUGUUACCACUAGGACAUCUGCAACAUCGUGGCACGCUCGUCUUUGUCAUCCUUCUAUUCAAUCCCUUACCAGUCUUAUUCGGUCUUUUUCCUUCUGGUUUCCUCACCGGUCACUAGUUCUUCCUGUGAUUCAUGUCUUUCGAAUAAAAGUCACAAACUUCC